Molecule: messenger RNA, 432 nt
Organism: Puccinia triticina
Lineage: Eukaryota; Fungi; Basidiomycota; Pucciniomycetes; Pucciniales; Pucciniaceae
Exons: 4
Coding region: 1-432 (143 amino acids)
Source: RefSeq, a predicted model, not a curated record
AUGGUCUCCAUUCUCCUGAUUCUCCUGCUCAUCGGACAAUAUGCUGCUGUGAACGCGGUACCGGGAACAAAGAUCGAUUUACCAGAAGGACAGCCUUCCGGUCCGGCUGAAUAUCGAGCGGCGAUCCACGCAGAAUCACGCGAAAGAAGGGAUCCGUUUUCCCCGCCGUAUGGUUUGCCGGAUUAUCAUUAUACAAGAGAAGACGAGCUGGAGAUGGGCUUCUAUCGAAGCAAUCAUGAUUACCCGCAUCCCCAAGAUCACCCGGGACGACCCGCCGAACAUCGCACUAUCACGCCCAGUACCAGGAUCACACGAAAGAACGGAUUCGUAUCCCCCGCCGUAUACUUUGGUGAGCCAUGCCAAUGGAUUCGAGAGCCAUUUCGAGCCAUGCGUAGGCUGAAUGUUCUCGAAACGAUCUGCUUGCACGUGUAG